GUGCUGUGCGGAGGCGGCUAUGGCAGCCGUUAGGGCCUCUUCAGAAGUAUCGCUGCGAGAAGCCACUCAACGAAAAUUGCGGAGGUUUUCGGAAUUGAGAGGCAAACCAGUGGCAGCUGGAGAAUUCUGGGACAUAGUUGCAAUAACAGCAGCUGAUGAAAAACAGGAACUUGCUUAUAAGCAACAGCUGUCAGUAAAGCUGAAAAGAAAGGAGUUACCCCUUGGAGUUCAAUAUCACGUUUUUGUUGAUCCUGCUGGAGCCAAAAUUGGAAAUGGAGGAUCAACACUUUGUGCCCUGCGAUGUUUGGAAAAGCUAUAUGGAGAUAAAUGGACUUCUUUUACCGUCUUAUUAAUUCACUCUGGUGGCUACAGUCAACGCCUUCCAAAUGCAAGUGCUCUGGGGAAAAUUUUCACAGCUUUGCCUCUUGGUAACCCCAUUUAUCAGAUGUUAGAAUUAAAACUAGCCAUGUACAUUGAUUUUCCCUCACAUAUGAAUCCUGGGAUUCUGGUUACCUGCGCAGAUGAUAUUGAACUUUAUAGUAUUGGAGAAUCUGAGUUUAUAAGGUUUGAUAGACCUGGCUUUACUGCUUUAGCUCAUCCUUCCAGUUUGACUGUAGGUACCACACAUGGAGUAUUUGUCUUAGAUCCUUUUGAUUAUUUAGAACAUAGAGACCUUGAAUACAGGUCUUGCUAUCGUUUCCUCCAUAAACCCAGUAUAGAAAAGAUGUAUCAAUUUAAUGCUGUGUGUAGACUUGGGGAUUUUUGUCAACAGGACUUUGUUGGGGGUGACACUGCCUGUCUUAAAUUAGACUCUGACUUUGUCUACACCGACAGCCUAUUUUACAUGGAUCAUGCGUCAGCAAAGAAAUUACUUGCUUUUUAUGAAAAAAUAGGCACACUGAACUGUGAAAUAGAUGCCUAUGGUGACUUUCUGCAGGCCUUAGGACCUGGAGCAACUGUGGAGUACACCAGGAACACAUCAAAUGUUACUAAAGAAGAGUCAGAGUUGGUAGAUAUGAGGCAGAGAAUAUUUCAUCUUCUUAAAGGAACAUCACUAAAUGUUGUUGUUCUUAAUAACUCCAAAUUUUAUCACAUUGGGACAACUGAAGAAUAUUUGUUUCAUUUUGCUUCGGAUAGCAGUUUAAAAUCAGAGCUUGGCUUACAGUCCAUAAUUUUUAGCAUCUUUUCAGACACACCAGAAUGUUCUGGUAAAACAUCCUGUAUCCUUCAAAGUAUACUGGAUUCAAGGUGUUCUCUGGCACCUGGCUCAGUUGUGGAAUAUUCCAGAUUGGAAUCUGAUGUUACAGUUGGGGAAAACUGCAUUAUUAGCGGUUCUUAUAUCAUAACAAAAGCUGCCCUGCCUGCAUAUUCUUUUGUGUGUUCCUUAAGCUUGAAGAUGAAUGGAUGCCUAAAGUAUUCAACCAUGGCAUUUGGAGUGCAAGACGACUUGAAAAAAAAUGUUAAAGCAUUGUCAGAUGUGAAGUUACUUCAAUUCUUUGGAGUCUGUUUUCUGUCGUGCUUAGAUAUUUGGAAUCUUGAAGUUACAGAGGAACUGUUCUCUGGAAACAAGAAAUGUCUAAGUUUGUGGACUGCUCGCAUUUUCCCAGUUUGUUCUUCUUUGAGUGAUUCAGUUACCACAUCCCUAAAGAUGUUAAAUGCUAUUCAGAACAAGUCAGCGUUCAGCCUGAAUAGCUAUAAGCUGCUAUCCAUUGAAGAAAUGCUUAUCUACAAAGAUAUAGAAGACAUGAUAGCUUAUAGGGAGCAAAUUUUUCUAGAAAUUAGUUUAAAUAAAAAGCAAUUGGAUUUAGAGAUAUCUUAA
Molecule: messenger RNA, 1819 nt
Organism: Propithecus coquereli (Coquerel's sifaka)
Lineage: Eukaryota; Metazoa; Chordata; Mammalia; Primates; Indriidae
Gene: FPGT
Product: fucose-1-phosphate guanylyltransferase
Exons: 4
Coding region: 20-1819 (599 amino acids)
Molecular function (GO): transferase activity, transferring phosphorus-containing groups
Source: RefSeq, a predicted model, not a curated record